This is a messenger RNA of Pseudomyrmex gracilis, 1519 nucleotides long. RefSeq lists its product as uncharacterized. NCBI's taxonomy places the organism in Eukaryota, Metazoa, Arthropoda, Insecta, Hymenoptera, Formicidae. The coding region runs from base 348 to 1409 and encodes 353 amino acids. The record is from RefSeq and is a predicted model, not a curated record. The transcript is spliced from 8 exons.
GUUAGAGAUUUAAAGAGAGAUUUUUUGCGGUGAUCACACACACACAUACACAUGUAGCGCAUGUGUUACGUAACGUUUCCAUUUCGCUCUCACCCCUUUGACGAGGAUAUGUGAAGACUCGGGGGAAAAGAGAUUCUGGUCGUUUAGGUCGGCGAGGGACCUGCCGAUCCCAUGACCGUAAUUCGCAGCAGUCGUUAUUUACCGCCCGUGAAAAAAAAGGGACAAGAAGAAGCGUCAGCAGUCCGGCAGAAAGAAAAUAGAACGAGUAUAAUCUGACGUCUCUCGCAAAUUCUGAUUUUGGUGGCAAAACGGCGUCUUGUUUGUUGUCAGUCUUAUCGACGAGAACAAUGUCGUUCGAUCGCUACGGAACAAUGGAUCGUCAACAAGAUCGAUUGCGUACGGACUUCAAGUAUCCGCACAAUUGUUACACAACGGCCUGUUGCAAGGGCGAUCCGCCGUUUCCAGACUCGAGUAUACAAAUGGGAAAAAUCGCGCACACGUACGAGACGACGGAACGUCGUGAAUCAUCGCCGCCGGCGGUCCCGGUCGGAAGAAUGCAAAUUCGUUUAAAACUUUUGGAAGACACCAACGCGAUACUGUAUCUCAGAAAUCAGGAUCUCACCGCGAGAAACAAGAGCUUAGAAAAGCGGCUCGAAGAUACCGCGAUUAAAAUAGAAAAACUUGAAGAGAACGUGUCAACGUUGCAAAAUGAACUGAGUAACGAGAAACGUAAAUUGGCGCGAACAAACCAAACGAGAAUGGACAAAGUUUGCGUAGAAAAAUGCACGUCGUCGUCGAAUAUCGUUUCGAAAAUCGAUCGCGAGUCACAAAUUUGGGAAGCCUGCGAGGAUUGUCACGGGAAACUUGAUAGUUGCCAGAAAGAACUAUCCGCGGUCACUAUUACGAGAUCGGAGUUCGAGUUACUGGAGAAGGAUAUACGAACUUUGAGGGAUGCCGUGAUUGCCCGGGAAGAAGACUGGGAUAAAGCGAUGAACCGCGAGCGGAAUUGCCGGCAGCAAUUAGCAAGAUUGACCGCAGAAGCGAUCACCGCGCGUCACCUUUGCGAAACUCGCCAAGAUGAACUUUGCACGGUUAACGAGGCUUUAACGCAAAAAGAAUCGGAACUAAAAAUUAUGCAGAAGGAAACGCUUUAUCUAAACAAGUUAAUUUCUCAACUAUAUUGGCGUCAAAAAGAACUCGAAGAAUGUGCGAGCGGAAAUGUACGUUUUAAUAUUAACGAAAAGGAUCAAAGAUACAUCGAAGAGAUUGCACGGCGAGUAAAGAGCUUUAAGAAGAAUUCGAAAACAAAAUCCAAAUGCACUUCGGAUAGAUAUUCGAACUCAAAUAGUCCUCGUGAGAGCAAAGAUGGACGGGAUCUAGCAGGUUCUUCGGGAGACCAUCGAAAUUGAAUUCACAAUCGACAUGUUGUGACGCAGAAAAUCGCAUUGUUGUUUAUUUUGUAUACCCUUUUUUUUAUCGUUUUUUUCUACUAUAAUAACGGUGUGUGUGUGUGUGUGUG